Metarhizium acridum CQMa 102 is the source of this 2187-nucleotide messenger RNA. RefSeq lists its product as uncharacterized. Lineage: Eukaryota; Fungi; Ascomycota; Sordariomycetes; Hypocreales; Clavicipitaceae. The record is from RefSeq and is a predicted model, not a curated record.
AUGGUCCUGGCCAAAUACGACAUGGAGAAAUCUCAACAGAGACUUCGGGAAGAGGGCUUCCACCCCUCAGUGACGUCUAAAACACCAGAGGAGGUUGAAAAAGCAUGGCUUGCUAGAGUUGAGCCCCUCUUGAAAAGGCCGACCCGCAAGGAAUUCAUCCGGAAAAUGGGAGACUUCUACAAGAGCCCUUUUGCCGCUCCUCGAUGCUUGACUACGGCGAUGCUGUUAUUGCGCUACGAGUCUAAAUAUGUUGGUGCAGAAAAGAAACCCGCCCAUACGGGUGAUAACAUGCUAGCUACUAUGUUGAACACCGCCGAUGUUGGUGGGGAAAUCGCAAACAUUAUAUUUCAGCAGGGAUGGAAGUCGGUGCUCAAUACCGCCAUCACUUCGUCGACCACGUGGCAGGCCGUUGCAAAUAGUGCCAAAAUCUGGGACUUCAAUGCAGCCUGUUUGAGAACCGAUGGCAGCUCCGGGGUAAUGCUUGUUGUCGCCCCAGAGUGUACAAUCGGAGAAUUAAACAUUACCGAUGCCUCUGGUCCCUUUGGCUUUGACUCAUCCAACAGUCUCUCCAGCUGGCGUGGAGAGGCUCUGGCGGCCGAGGAUGAGAUUUACAGCAUAAUGCAUUUGAUACACCGCCGCAUUACAGACCGCAACAAGGCAAUCGGGCAGAAUCAAGAAGGGCAGAAGAUUGUACCGGUGGAUUUUAUGGCCGAUGAAAUCGUGUCCGCCGUUGGACAUAUCCGAGAACCUAGAGGUACAUGGGGCAGCAGCCAGUUCGUCUCGAACCUCCAAAGCCAGUUAUUCCAACCACCAGCGAUGUUUUCUGCAGACCGGUUGAAAAAAAUGCUGAACUCCAUGUCCAAACAAAAAGCUGCACUGCAAGUCUUGUACUUCGAAAAGAUCCCUCUCUUGGACCGACGCAUGAUUGCUGUCAUUCUGCGAGAAUGCUCAAAUGUACGCAUGGUCGGUAUCUACGACUGCCCACUCAUUCACUUCGGUGAUGUUUUGUGCCUCGUAGACCUAAUCUACGAGAUAAAUCGUAAACGGCGAGAAGCUGGACUACCUGAGAUUACGGCCCUCGAUUUUUAUCCUCGAUACAACCAUGGCACACCCUUCCAGUCUCCCAAUUCGGCCACUUAUGGCUUGACCUGGGGUCCGCAUAGACUGGACAUCGUACAGCGAGGCUUCUUCAACAUUACCCUCAAGGCUUUCAUGAAAGCAAAGAGGAUGAAUCUUGGCCUUCUUUUUGAUAAGGACAAGGCGUUUUGUGAGUAUCUUCGCCGAAUUCCGGGCCCUCCCCUCGCUGUUCCCACAUUCCUGGACGCUCUUCACCGGUAUAUGGAGGCCAAGGACGAAGGAUCAAAGACAACGGUGAUUUACGAUCUUCUGAAGCCUGUGCGACUUGGCUUGUGCCGUCGCAUGGAAUCUGACUGGCGGAACGGUUACAUGCGCAAAAUGACAGAGCACCUAGUGUUCUGCUCCUCGUGCGGCUAUGAAACGUUGCAGGAGUUCUAUUCGGGUUUUGCUAGACAAUCGCUGCCUCACCAGAGAGUCUGCGCCGGCUGCACCUUGAAGAGAUGGCUUGACGAGGAGGACGACCACCUCAAGGACUACAAGAAACAGGCUCUGGAUACGCUGUAUCCCAAUUGGAAUGGGAAGGACUUCAACCACGACGCGCCAAUGCCACGAAUUGCAAAGAGCAUUAUAAAGCUACAAUCAACUAUAUCGGUACGACCCUACGACAAUUUUACGACGGUUGACAGCGAAGGCUUCAUAUACACACGCCAGGUGAUGUUGGACCUGUUACGAGACAACAAAAUACACUGGGACUCGCUGGUAAACUUACCGACCCUAGCGGAUCUCCUGAAUGAUAGCCAGGCUUGGACACGCUUGUACGGGAAUUGCAUCAAUCUCGAUGUUUAUCGCAGGGCCGUUCGAUGCGUUGCGGAACAAGAUGAACAAGGGAAAAGGAAUGAUUCAUUUUUGAGGUCAAGGUUUGACGGCGGUAUGCCAGACACCGCUCAGGAGUUGCAGCCACCGAGUCGUGUGGUGGCAGACAUACCGUGCCAUGACAUUGCUUCUGCGAUAACGCUUCAUGCGCGCCUGACAAAGAAGGGCUGGGGAGCCAUGGAGAAGCCAGCGGGAAAACGAUGCAAUCGUGCCGAGUAUGACGAUGGCUUUUGGUAA